AUGCCGGUGGCUCAGAAUACUUUGAAGGCCACCCAGUCUGCUAGCGCCUUGAAAGCUGCGGCAUGCGCCACCUUGAACGAUACAGGCUAUGUCAACAAUGCCACCAUGAAACUUUCGCCACAAGGAAACAGAACCAUUCUGCCCAACAAGAAUGUCACGACUCUCAAGCCCAUCGAGACCGUUUGGGAUGAAGAGCACGAUGACCAGAAGAUGCAUGAGCAGAAAAGGAAGCUCCGGUCGAUGGCGAGUCGUUUGGAACGGAUGGCAGGCGUCUUUGAAGAAGAGACACGAGCUCGGCAAGAGCAACGCCGGCUCAUGGACGAACUGCAUGGAGAGCAGAUGCAACGGAUCGAUGAGAUCGAGGAAGAGUUGGAUCAAGCAAUGGCCGAGUUGAAGGCCUACAUUGACGAGUUCAUGCGGAAGUUUAGACAGGAACUCGACGACACCUUCACAGCGCUUUUCAGUGAGCUGCAGGUGCAGGUGGAGCUGAUCACUCCGCGCAUUGCCGCGAUUGAGGCGCGCGGCCGUGUGUUGCGCAAUGGCAUCGAUGAGGAGAAGCAGGAUCGCAUCCGGCACUACGCUGAAAUCCUGGUCCCAGUGAAGGUCAACAUCACGAUUGGACGAGACCCCUACCAUGAAGCAUUUGGCUUCGAGAACAAUGCCAUGGCCACAAGUCAAGAGGAGAUGUGUCGGUACUUCCUACCUAUCCUCAGAGAGAAGGGCACUCGCGUGAAAAAAAAUGGCAUGCGACUGGCGAGGCCAGCGCGGCCAGAUGAGGAGGUGCUGACCAUUGUCAACGGAGAGGUGGUGGCCAGGUCCAAGGCUACGGAGUCUGGUAGCAUGGUCAUUCGUCAGGAGUCAGCCGACCACGAGUUCUACUUGUUGGGCCCCGAGAAAUUCGCCAAGAAUUACGACCUGCCGGGCAUUGACAUCACUGAAGCGGGGGCCAGCUUCGAUCAGCUGCGCCAGCGGAACUUCAAGUACUUCCGCCGGAAAGGAGAACUCCUCCUCUACCAGGUCACCGAAGAAGACAUGACCUUUGUCCCCACAGGAAAAUUUGAGGUCGCCUUUAGUACGUCCCCGGUGCCGUUGUGCUCAGGAGACUACCUGGUCACUGCCUUACCCCUGCUUUCAGAAGUUUGGGUCAGUAAGCACUCGGUGAUCUACGAAGACGGCGGCCUGGGGCCUCAGCCUUCAAGUGUGACCUGCGAAUGA
This is a messenger RNA of Cladocopium goreaui, 1215 nucleotides long. NCBI's taxonomy places the organism in Eukaryota, Dinophyceae, Suessiales, Symbiodiniaceae. The record is from the annotation of a GenBank genome assembly.